CCUCACAAGCAAAAAGUUUUGAUUUCUAGUUGCACGCAUUGUGGUUAUGGCUUUCACAUUCCAAUUUUUGCUUAUGAGUUCGUUUCUUGUCUUGUUGUCUCUCACCUUGUUGUUUAGCUCUUGCAAUGCUAGAACUGAUGGACCGACGAUGAGGAUGUUCGAAGAGUGGAUGUCCGAACACGGUCGAGUGUACGCGAAUGCAGAGGAGAAGCAGCGGCGGUAUGAGAUCUUCAAGGACAACGUGAAGUAUAUCGAGGAAUUCAACAAAGUUGGCAGGCGCUCGUACACCCUCGGCAUAACCCAGUUUACUGAUCUUACAAACGAGGAGUUUGUUGAUACGUACGUUAUUGGAGAUGUAACGGAGGAGAUCCCAACAACUACAGAGACCUCCAUGUCGGAUUUUGAGUAUGAAAACUUGCCCUUGCGGGCCGCUGUUGAUUGGAGGACUAAAGGUGCUGUAACUGGAGUCAAGAACCAACUAACAUGCGGUUCCUGUUGGGCAUUCGCUGCGGUAGCAACAGUUGAGAGUAUCUACAAGAUUAAAAAAGGAGUGUUAAAAUCUCUAUCUGAACAACAAGUUCUAGAUUGUUCUGGUGGUGGUACUUGCGCAGGCGGUUCCCGUAACAAAGCUUUCAAUUUUAUCGUCGCAAAUAAAGGCUUGACAACCGAGGCUAACUAUCCAUAUAAAGGAUCUAAAGGGGUAUGUGACAAAAAUAAGCUAUCUGAUCAUGCAGCUUAUAUUACUGGUUACAGGUCUGUCCCUAAAAACAGUGAAGCCGAGCUCAUGAAAGCUGUGAACAACCAACCAGUUUCCGUUGGAGUUAAUGCCAAACCUUGGCAUCAUUACACAGGGGGUAUUUUUAAUGAAGCUUGUGGACCUAAUGUCACUCACGGUGUCGCGGUAGUCGGUUAUGGUGAGGAAUCGGGAAAAAAGUAUUGGAUAAUAAAAAACUCAUGGGGCACAAAGUGGGGUGAAAGCGGAUACAUGCGAAUAGCAAAAAAUGUGGCUGCAAAACAAGGAUUAUGUGGUCUUGCCACAAAUCCCCUCUACCCGUAUAUCAUAUCAAGCGUCGGUACUGAAACUUCCGACAUGGAUUCCGUCAUGAGCGUGAGUUCUAUGUAAGCAUGAAGCAAACAUGCAUAUAAGAUAUGUUUCUGUUUGUUGUUUAUGUUUGUAGUAAUUGUGAGUUUCAGCAGCCACUUUGCUUUGAAGGUCUUGAUAAGCUAGCGAGUACUGUGUUGUGAAGAAUAAAGCUGCUUGUAACUUUUUAAGUAUUAUUUAAUGGACUGUCCUGCUAUGUUGAAUUUGUGCUUUGUUAGU
This is a messenger RNA of Ananas comosus (pineapple), 1321 nucleotides long. RefSeq names its product stem bromelain-like. The record is from RefSeq and is a predicted model, not a curated record. Bases 47 to 1123 code for a protein of 358 amino acids. Gene Ontology annotation, molecular function: cysteine-type endopeptidase activity. Lineage: Eukaryota; Viridiplantae; Streptophyta; Magnoliopsida; Poales; Bromeliaceae. Gene Ontology annotation, cellular component: lysosome. The transcript has 2 exons.